This is a messenger RNA of Neocloeon triangulifer, 698 nucleotides long. Its product is annotated as cuticle protein 7-like. Gene Ontology annotation, cellular component: extracellular matrix. Lineage: Eukaryota; Metazoa; Arthropoda; Insecta; Ephemeroptera; Baetidae. The record is from RefSeq and is a predicted model, not a curated record. The transcript is spliced from 3 exons. The coding region runs from base 41 to 589 and encodes 182 amino acids.
AAAAUAUUCUCGCGUUCGCCGUCGAGUAUAAAAGUGGCGAAUGGCACCCAGUCGAUAUCAGUCAAUCAAUCGCACUGCUCAUACAAACAUAAACAUGGUUUCCAAGUUCGCCGUUGCCCUUUGCGCCUUCGUGGCCGUUGCCGCCGUUGCUGAGGCUGGACUUAUUGGACACGCACCUCAGGAUUACUUCCAUGUUCCCAAGUACAGCUUCGAGUACGGCGUUGCUGACGCGCACACCGGCGACAAGAAGAGCCAGGCCGAGACCCGUGAGGGUGACGUCGUCAAGGGCCACUACAGUCUGGUGGAGCCCGAUGGCACCACCCGCACCGUCCACUACACCGCCGACCCCCACAACGGUUUCAACGCCCAGGUGACCAAGUCCGGACACGCCGUCCAUGCUGCCCCCGUCCAUCACGCCGCCCCUGCCUACCACGCUGCCCCCGCUUACCACGCCGCCCCCGCCGUGGCUCCUCUUGCCUACGCCGCUCACGCCGCCCCCGUGGUCGCCCACCCCCAUGGCGCUCCUCUGGCUUUCGCCAACCCUCUGGGCUACGGACACGGAUACGCCAAGAUCAGCCGUGGAUACUAAUUUUUUGCAUCGCCACUUUUGUGUUGAUGGAUCUCCAGCCAUGCUUGUAAAAUCUCACCCUUCAUCAUUGUCAUCGCGCUUGUAAAUAAUAAAAUUCAUUGAAAUGGAA